Molecule: messenger RNA, 2439 nt
Organism: Phalaenopsis equestris
Lineage: Eukaryota; Viridiplantae; Streptophyta; Magnoliopsida; Asparagales; Orchidaceae
Product: cation/H(+) antiporter 15-like
Exons: 3
Coding region: 1-2439 (812 amino acids)
Biological process (GO): regulation of pH; proton transmembrane transport
Cellular component (GO): endomembrane system; membrane
Molecular function (GO): antiporter activity
Source: RefSeq, a predicted model, not a curated record
AUGGACCAGAAAGCCGGCUUCUUCAGCGAUCUCAAGGGAGGCAAAAACUCUAGCGUCCUCUGCUUCCGCGCCACCAUGAGCACAUCCGCCGGCGUGUGGCUCGACGAACACCCCCUCGAGUUCUCCUUUCCCCUCCACCUCGCGCAACUCUCCAUCAUCAUCCUCUCCUGCCAUCUCGUCCAUUUCCUCCUCCGUCGCAUCGGCCUCCCCAAAGUCAUCUCCCACACCAUCGCCGGCAUCCUUCUCGGUCCCUCCCUCCUCUCCCGGAACCAUCUCUUCCAGGAAAUUAUUUUCCCCCUCCGCAGCUGGGUUCACCUCGAAGUCGUCUCCCAACUCGCCUUCGUUCUCUUCAUCUUCGUCAUCGGAGUCAAGACCGAUCUCGGCCUCAUCCGCCGCUCAGGACGCGAGGCCUUAGGCGUCGCAAUAACCAGCACCGUCUUCCCCUUCAUCACCAUCAUCGUGGCUGCCCUCGCUCAUUCUGGCAUUGUUAACGACACCAGCUAUGGCAGCAUUGUAAUCAAUAUCGCUCGACGAUGGUCCCUCACUUCCAACACCGUCGUCGCUUGUCUUCUAGAUGAGUUCAAUUUGCUCACCACCAACCUCGGCCGUCUAGCUCUCUGCGCCUCUCUAAUUUCCGACAGCUCUCUCGUCAUGAUAGUCGCCAUCUUCAACUCCAUAUAUUACAGCAACUCCAUCCUCUUCACCUUCGCAUCCCUCUUCUCUUUUAUCGGCUUAAUCCUCUUCAUCUGGGCCGUAGCACGCCCGCUCGCCGUCUGGAUAGUUCGCCGGACUCCGGUCGGCGCCGCUCUCGACGACAACUGCUUCAUCUUCGCUCUCCUGCUAGCUCUAGGCGGUAGUAUAUGCGGCGAGCUCAUCGGCGAAACUCUCAUGACAGGUCCUCUGUUCCUCGGCCUUCUCCUCCCCAGCGGUCCUCCUCUCGGGAACGCCCCCCCCGCUCGCCCCGCCCGCCUCAUGUCCAUCGUCUCCGAAAUCUUCCUCCCCGUCUUCUCCCCCCCCGCCGGUCUCCGCACCAAUCUCUACGAAUUCUCCACCAACUCCGCCGAAUUGAAACGCACCUCCUACCUCAUCUUCUUCGGCGUUGUCGGCAAGUUCGCCGGCGUCAUAAUCCCCUGCCUCUACACAAAAAUGUCAUUCCGCGAAUCUUUCAUUCUAUCCCUCAUGCUCAACUGCCAUGGUGUCGUUGAAAUCUUCCAUUUCAACAGCUGGGAAGACAUCAGCCUAGCCGACUCAGAGGUUUACUCAGCCAAUAUGCUCGCCCUCAUCAUAAUCGGAGGAACUGUCGGCGCUUUGCUCAAAUCUCUAUACGGCAAAUCACUGACCAGACUCGCUGCAAAGAAACACAGAACAAUACAGAGCAUCGGCCAAUUCGGCGAGCUUCGAGUUCUAAUCUGUGUUCAUGGGGAUGACAACGUCCCCCCUCUCCUCAAACUCAUCAACACCAUCCACCCCUCCGCCAUCUCCCCCCUCUGCGUCUAUCUCCUCCACCUCUCCCCUCUCGCAGGACAGAGCAGCACCAUUCUAUCCCCUUACAGGAAGAAGAAACAGCGCGGCCGAGCUUCCUUCAAAUCGCUCUCCACUGGAUCUACUGCAGACCGGAUCGUGAACUCCUUCCUUGAAAUAGAGAGACAGCAGACUAUAACAGGUAGCCUUAGCAUCCUCCCCUUCAUCGGCGUCUCUCCAUACGCCACCAUGCACGAUGAUAUAUGCACACUCGCGCAGGACAAAAUGGUUGAUUUAAUCCUCCUCCCCUUCCACCGGCGAGUGAAGGACUCAACCGAAGCUCUCCUAAUGCCUGAUUCAGUUAAACCGGAGGUUCGAGCGGUGAACACCAGCGUUCUUCUCUACGCGCCGUGCACCGCCGCAAUUGUCGUCGACCGCGGGUUUGCAGAAACGAUGGCCCAUCGCGUGGCUCUGUUUUUCAUUGGCGGAGGUGAUGACAGGGAGGCGCUGGCGCUCGUGAACCGCAUGGUGGAGAAUCCGUCGAUUGAACUAACGGUUAUCAGAUUUAUAGCUGCGAAGGAGUCUGAGAUGCAAGCGAAGGAGGAGGAAGAGUUGAUGGACGAUGAGGCGAUGGAGCAAUUUCUGGUUUAUAAUGAGAGGAAUGAGAAGGUGGUGUAUAGGGAGGAGGAGGUGAGGGAAGGAGCGGAGACGGUGGAGGUAAUACGGCGGUUGAGGGAGGAGUGUGGGUUGAUAGUGGUGGGGAGAGGGGAAGGGAGGGUGGCACCUGCGACGUAUGGGCUUGAGAUGUGGAGUGAGUUUCCGGAGUUGGGGGUGGUGGGGGAUGUGUUGGCUUCCGCGGAUAUUGGAGGGAAGGCGGCGGUGAUGGUGGUGAAGCAACCGGGUAGGGAUAUGGCGGCGGGUGUGAGCAGUAGUACUGUUGGGCUGGUUGGGAGUGAGAAUCAUAGGAGGAGGAGAUGA